CCGGUGAGUCAGUACCAUUAAUUUAAAACUAAGCCAAUCUGAUCCCUAGUUACAAUACCAUGUAGUUGUGGUUGUCUGCAGUCACAGGAGUGUUUUUGGAUUGAGAUAUAUUCACAUGAUUACAUGUGUCUUGCAUGCUACACUAAAUUCUGAACACAUGGGUGGACAUGAAGAUAUUUUCUCAUGCGCUCACUUACAUUCACUCAGUCAUUCUUGCAGUGUUAUAUUAUCCAUAAACAAUACACACCUUAUCAUGCAGGUCUACUGUGGCUCCAUGUUGUAAUAACUUGUCCACCACCUCCACAUGUCCCUCCUGAGAUGCAGCCAUCAGUGAACUC
Molecule: messenger RNA, 338 nt
Organism: Geodia barretti
Lineage: Eukaryota; Metazoa; Porifera; Demospongiae; Tetractinellida; Geodiidae
Source: the annotation of a GenBank genome assembly